Messenger RNA from Phascolarctos cinereus (koala), 5125 nucleotides. NCBI's taxonomy places the organism in Eukaryota, Metazoa, Chordata, Mammalia, Diprotodontia, Phascolarctidae. The record is from RefSeq and is a predicted model, not a curated record.
CUCCAGCUCGCCCUGUUCCGCCUCUGACCCUCCUCCGCUCCGCGCACUGCGAUCUGGCCGGAGGAAGGGGAAGGAGCCAAGACACUGCAAGAGCCAGGCCGGGCAGCCACCUGGCUACAAGCGGGCGGUAGGCCCCAGCCGGCCAGGUGCACCCACCGGGAGGCAGAGCACCCGGGGGAGGAGCCUGAGCUGCAGUAGCAGCAGCAGCAGCAGAGGGGGAGGAGGAAGAAGAGGAGGAGGAGGAGGAAGAGGAGGAGGAGUGAGAUGCAGCACGACCUCCCGCCUCCGCCGCUGCCACUGCGCCUGGGGGAAGAGAGUACACCUACCCUGUCCUUGCUUCCACUCCUGGGGAAGGAGCGGGGACACUGAUUUCCUGGUUCAUUUGCGGGAGGGGAGGAGGGAGUUCCCAUCCUACUCCUCUCCGACCUAGAGGACCCCCGGAGAGAAAUCACCCAGUGAAGUGCACCCCCACCGUCCCGGACGUACAGGUUUCAUUCGCCUGCAUGAUAAAUACUGUACUACUUUUUGGGUAAAGCUCCGUUCUUCGGGAGAUCACUGGAAGUGCUUUGAAAACAAGUCUAAGACAUCCACGUGGAGAUAUCCAGCAGACAGCUGGUGAAGUGGGCUGGAACUCAAGAGGGAUUGGUGCUGGAUAUAUUGAGGUUAGCACUGUGCAAGUCUUCAAAUCAUGGAAUCCAUAUCGAUGAUGGGAAGCCCUAAGAGUCUUAAUGAAACAUUUUUACCUAAUGGGAUAAAUGGUAUCAAAGACGCAAGUAAGGUUACCAUAGGCAUAAUUGGAAGUGGAGAUUUUGCCAAAUCUCUGACUAUUAGACUUAUCAGAUGUGGGUAUCACGUGGUUAUAGGAAGCAGAAACCCCAAAUUUGCUUCAGAAUUCUUUCCGCAUGUUGUUGAUGUCACCCAUCAUGAAGAUGCCCUCACAAAAACAAAUAUAAUUUUUGUCGCAAUACAUAGAGAACAUUAUACCUCUUUGUGGGAUCUCCGACAUCUUCUUGUUGGUAAAAUCCUGAUUGAUGUUAGCAAUAACAUGAGAGUAAACCAGUACCCAGAGUCCAAUGCAGAAUAUUUGGCUUCAUUGUUCCCGGAUUCCUUCAUUGUGAAAGGAUUUAACGUGGUCUCAGCGUGGGCACUCCAGUUAGGACCCAAGGAUGCCAGCAGGCAGGUCUAUAUAUGUAGCAACAAUAUUCAAGCUCGACAUCAAGUUAUUGAACUUGCUCGUCAACUGAACUUCAUUCCUGUUGACUUGGGAUCAUUAUCGUCAGCCAGGGAGAUUGAGAACUUACCCUUGCGACUGUUCACCCUGUGGAGAGGGCCAGUUGUGGUAGCAGUAAGCCUGGCCACUUUUUUCUUCCUCUAUUCCUUUGUCAGAGAUGUGAUACAUCCGUAUGCGAGAAACCAACAGAGUGACUUUUACAAGAUUCCCAUUGAAAUGGUGAACAAGACAUUACCCGUUGUCGCCAUCACGCUGCUCUCUCUGGUUUACCUCGCAGCUCUGGCUGCUGCUUAUCAGUUAUAUUACGGCACCAAGUAUAGACGAUUUCCUCCAUGGCUAGAGACUUGGUUACAGUGUAGAAAACAGCUCGGAUUACUAAGCUUUUUCUUUGCUACAGUCCAUGUUGCUUACAGCCUUUGCUUACCAAUGAGAAGAUCGGAGCGUUACUUGCUUCUCAACAUGGCUUAUCAGCAGGUUCAUGCAAAUAUUGAAAACUCCUGGAAUGAAGAAGAAGUGUGGAGAAUUGAAAUGUAUAUCUCUUUUGGAAUAAUGAGCCUUGGCUUGCUUUCCUUAUUAGCAAUAACUUCUAUCCCUUCAGUGAGCAAUUCCUUAAACUGGAGAGAGUUCAGCUUUAUCCAGUCUACACUCGGAUAUGUGGCCCUGCUCAUAAGUACUUUCCAUGUUCUAAUUUACGGGUGGAAAAGAGCUUUUGAAGAAGAGUACUACCGGUUUUAUACGCCACCAAAUUUUGUUCUUGCCCUUGUUUUACCCUCUGUUGUCAUUCUGGGAAAAAUCAUUUUACUCUUUCCAUGUGUAAGCAGGAAACUGAAAAGAAUUAAAAAAGGCUGGGAAAAGAGUCAGUUUAUCGAAGUAGCCAGUGGAAUCAUUCCACACCUUUCACCAGAAAGGGUUACAGUAAUGUGAUGUUAAAUGGUACAAAAUAGUGUCAUAAGGAAUUAUACUUGAGUUAUCAUUUCUAUUAUAACCUCUGUUUUCAGAAGUUUAUCUAACUGGGCUAUAAAACUUGUUAAGGUUGAGAUCUAAUCAAGAAGGUCAAAGCCCAAUUGGUAUUCUUUUUUUUUUUUAAUUAAUUUUCAUAAAGUCAUGUUAGGCAAUUUGGAAUUUUUUAGAGAGCCAACUAUAUUUGUUGGAAUUUUAAGUUCUCUUUUGCACAGCUGUAAUCACUAUUACUGUUAUUUUGUCAAAGCUCUAUUUUGUAAUCGAUCCAAGGUAUGUGCUAUUUACAUUUAGUAAUGCCAACAUAUUUAUCAGUGUUUAAAAAAAUCUUUUUUCAAGCAACUGGCAUAUUAAAUUUUUAACAUAACUCAUCAUAUAUGGACAUUACAUUUGCAACACUUAACAAAAAUUGUUCAUUAUAAAACUUCUGUGAUAAUUUCAAAUUACAUAGAGUAACAAAACUUAAUUGGCUUAAAAAAGAAACAUUGCAUGGGAAACUGGACACAGUUGAGUGGUCAUUACCCUCCAAUGCUCACAACACCAGACUAGAACAUUUAGGAAACAUACAUAUAUGGAUAUAAUAAUUCCUUCUAAAAGAAAAAUUAAACAAGUAAUUACAUUAAAACAUAUUAAGGAUGUGGAUUAAUAAAAUAUUUAUAUAUGGAUUUAAGUACUACAGUCAUGUAAUAAACUAAAAUGUUCACUUCAUAAUUAUAUUCAGUUCAAAAUAUAACAAUUACUUUGGCACAUUAAUAGACUAGACAGAUGUCUCAGCAAUAUUCUACCUCCACAACUGAACAUCUCUAACAAAGCCAGGAUGAGGCUGUAGGCAAGGUUUGAACAUCAUGUCCCCUUUGUUCACUCUAACAUAUGGGCUUGACCUAACAUAAAAUAAAUAAUAGUAUUCCACAGAAAGUCUUGUCAUAAAACCAUUACCUCUAUCCCACCAUCAACAUCAACACAAACCCCCUUUUUCUUCUCACCUUAACUCUAAGAGGUAUAGUAGUUACAGGCCUAAAUCCUAGAGGCCAGCUCUACAAUAGCUUUGGCAGUAGCCCAUCUGUUUUUUACAUUUUUGAGUGAGGAAGAAGCAGCAGAAUCCUAUUGUACUCUGCUUGGUAGCCUGCCAUCAUGGGAGGGUUUUUUUAUAUUAAUUUGUGGAGAAAGUCUGCCUGACAAGGGAUGACAUUAGACCAGGAAGUUGAACAACUCAUGGUAACUCCCCCCAGUUUAAUCAAGGUCAUAAGCCUGUGGACCAAGGACAGGGCCUGCCCAUUAACAGUCUCUUCCAGAAGGCUCUAUGUUAAGAAGAUAGCCCAAGAUGUAUUUUUUCUCUCUUUUUUCAAGCCUUUGAAAAUCAUUACAAGGCUGGGCCAUCUAUUUCCUUCCCAGGCAUUCAUCCAUGAAGUUUACCUGCAUGUAAAAGAUGUAUAUAAACAAUUAUUUAUGUUCUGUAAAUUGUUUCCAGAUUUUUUUGCAGUUUUGACUUUCCAUUACACUUACUUAUUUCAAAACUUGAUUAAUGUCUUAUUUGUACAUUUCCUCUAUUCCUGUUGAAAAGGUAGGUUAAGGUUACUGCUAGUAGACCCUUUGUGGAUUUUCAAAAUAAGGUCCUAUAAUUGCUCACUGAGGAAUUCUUGCUUAGUGUAGGCUUCAUACAAAAAGAGGUUUUCCCCCCCUUUGGGAUAACUUUUCCUCAUGCCACUUUCCCAACUACUGCUUGUAUGCAUAUUGGGUAAAUUAUCACUAUAUUACCUUUUCUUCCUCCUUCAGCUUUGUCCCACCCUGUUAUAAUGUGAGCUCCUACAGAGCAAGGGCUGGACUGCUUAAUGUAGUACUUUGCAAGUGAUAAAUGGCUUAUUAUCAAUGCCUUUUCAUUCAUUUAUCAUAUCCAUCUAUCACGUCCAUCCAUCUAUCCUUGAUGACUUUCAGUGUUUUCUAAUAGAUCUUCAUUUUAUUUUUAAGUUAUUUUAUUCUCCCCUCUUGGUAGUUAUGUAUUACUUGGUAGUUGUGUGAAAAAUCCUGAAGAUAAAACCUUAAGAAUUACUUUAGAAUAACAAAAAUUUUAAAUAAUUAUACUUGUUCAUUCCAUGCACUAGACCCCUUUGGUCUUUAUCAUUAGAAUCCUAAUAUGAGGAACUUUCCCUCCCUCAGAACCCAAAUCCUGCGGUUCUUAAUGGAAUGUUAAAAUACCAAGUGGCUAAUAGAACAGAUAGACUCAUCACUAAAAUAUACUAAUGAAGUCUUUGAGGGUUUUUUAAGCUAUUCAGGGGGAAAAAUACAAAAGAAUGAAUGUUGAAAUAGUGUUUCAGAUGCUAAUAAAUCUGAGUUUGCACAGUACAUCUGUUAAUAUAUUGUUGAGUAUCACAAAGCAAAAAUAGUUUGAUAUUACAAUGUAAGUGUAUUAUUCACAAUACAAUAUUAUGAAUUAUAUCUAAAACUAAUUUUAUAGAAUGCUUUAAUAUUUCUUACUAACUAGAUUGAUGUCAUGAUUUGCACUGCUCUCAAAAAUUAUACUAAAUUCUUUCAUUACCAUCUUGCCACAUGUAAAAGAAAUACAGCUAUUUGUUAUGACAAAAUUAUGAUGUUGGAUUGAAUAUGGGUGAUACUUUUUUUUUUCCUGAUCUGGCUGACAUAAGACUUGAGCAAAGUCCCUAAGCAUGAAAAUGCUCUAUCAACAAAAGGAUGGCAGUGCAAGUGAUGAAGACGAAAGUACUGAUAAUAAAAAUAAGACAUCUUUAUUUCAGUUUUUGAAAGUUUAAAAUUUUUUCAGACCUAUAAUAAUAAUUUUGCCUAAGUAUUUUUUCAGUGAACAUCAAUACUUGUUUUCUGUUCAAAAAGCUAUCAUUUCAGGCAUGCAUGUAGUCCAUAUUUGGGGGUAGCCUGUGUUUGGACUAAGAGGAUAUAUGGUAAUGAAAAGUGAGCAUUGGAGACUUU